ACAGUUGCAAUGGCAAACAUGGUCUUUGUUGGUGUUAAGGUUGCUGCUGUUUCUCUACCACCAUUACCCAUUACAAACAAAGCUCUAACUUUUAGUUUCACCCAGAAGAGACACUUCCUUCUCCUGAAUUGCUCCCGAACCAAUAACAGAACAUUGUCUUUCUCUUCUUCCUUCUCAAUUUCAUCAUCUCCCCUCACAAACAAGGGUGGUUGUUCUGUGUUGGCUUGUCUCCCUCCUGCUUCGUCUGAAUCCUCAACCUCAUCAUCUUCCACUGCUAAACCCUCUUCCACUUUCCCUUCAACUAAGCUUUAUGUCAGUGGGUUAUCAUUUCGUACCACUGAAGAAAGUUUGCGAAAUGCUUUUAAGAAUUUUGGUCAACUCGUGGAAGUCAAGCUGGUGAUGGAUAGAAUUGCAAAUAGACCAAGAGGGUUUGCUUUUCUUCGUUACGCAACUGAAGAAGAAUCUCAGAAGGCUAUUGAGGGAAUGCAUGGAAAGUUUUUGGAUGGUAGGGUCAUAUUUGUGGAAGUUGCCAAACCGAGAUCAGAGCUACCGCAGCGGAACAGGCAAGGCACAAGAUUGUUGUAAUACGAAGAACCAAAGUUUGUUCAUUUUGGUGUGCAAUAAGAACUAUUGCUGCAGUGUACUUGACACUUUAUAUAAAAAUACUCUGAUCAUGAAACUUUGUUGGCUCCCUCCUACCUCCCCAACUGAGGCUGCAGUGGAACUCAUUUAUAAACCAACUGUCAUUUCAUUACCGGGCUCUAUAUUAUCAGAAUUGAUUA
Vigna umbellata (rice bean) is the source of this 782-nucleotide messenger RNA. RefSeq lists its product as uncharacterized. Gene Ontology annotation, biological process: chloroplast mRNA modification; cytidine to uridine editing. The record is from RefSeq and is a predicted model, not a curated record. Lineage: Eukaryota; Viridiplantae; Streptophyta; Magnoliopsida; Fabales; Fabaceae. Gene Ontology annotation, molecular function: RNA binding. Gene Ontology annotation, cellular component: chloroplast.